CCACCCCUCCCAGUAACCCUGGACAUGUCCAGAUGUAUACCAAAAAAAAGUCAACACUGAGUGGGCCCCUUAUCCCUGACCAUACCAUUGUAAUGUGUUGCAUGGAUAAUCUAGCCUGGGCUCCAAACUCUAACCGAAAUUGUGACCCCCUGCGCCCGUGUGGGACAGGAACGCCUACGUGUGGACUCAUCCUUCUUCUCCGUGAUGAUGGUGAUUGUGGAAGCCGACCUUGGUUCUGCUGCGUUUAACCGUGGGCUGCCACGCAGUGUGUGAAGUGGUCUCCAGGAGAAGGAGAACAAGAUUGCGGUUGGCAGCGGCUCACAGACCAUUUCCAUUUUGUUACUUCGAGAAGGAGAAUGAUUGUGUGGAUCAGCAAACACAUCAAGAAGUCCAUUCGUUCCACCAUCCUGAGCCUGGCCUGGCACCCCAACAACGUUUUCUGCUGGCAGCCGGUGGAUGUGACUUCCAGUGCAGAGUUUUCUCAGCAUAUGUGAAGGAAAUUGAAGACAAGCCCAGCCCAACAUUUUGGGGGACGAAGAUGCCAUUUGGGGAGCUUCUGUUUGAGAGAGGCAAAAGCGGAGGUUGGGUGCACGGCGUAUGCUUCUCUCCCAGUGGUCAGUAUCUGGCCUGGGUGGACCACAACAGCUGCAUCAAUGUGGCCGACUCGACCCAAGACAAAAUAGUCAGCGAGCUGCGGACAGACAAGCUUCCCUUCCUGUCGCUUCUAUUUGUGAAUGAGACCCGGCUGGUGGCUGCUGGCCAUGACUGUGCCCCCUAUCUCUUCUCCUACUCUGGACCUGAAAACAUCCAGUUAGUCAGCAGGAUUGAUGCUCAGAAGCAGUCCUCAAAAUUGGCCGUGUCGGCCAUGCAGCAUUUCCGCAAUUUGGACAAGAAGGCCGUCCAAGAGGAUGAUGGCUUAGACACCAACACCUUGCACCAAAACAGCAUCAGCCAGCUCCUGGCCCUGGACCGAGAAGGGGAUGACAGUUUCUCCUUCAGCAGCAGCGGAAUGGAUGGAUCUCUAGUGAUUUGGGCCAUGAAGGUUGUACCCAGUUUCCUGUGA
Molecule: messenger RNA, 1063 nt
Organism: Staurois parvus
Lineage: Eukaryota; Metazoa; Chordata; Amphibia; Anura; Ranidae
Source: the annotation of a GenBank genome assembly